UGUCAGGCCACGCGCGCCUCGUUCGCGGGAUGUUUCCUCCAGUGGUCCAAUCACCGACGGCUUUGCAUCACUUAUUAUAGCCCACUAUGUCAAUCGAGCGGAUGAAGAUCAAGACACUGGCUCAGCAUGUCACUCCUCACAAGACAGCUGUACGAGCUCUUCUAGCGAUGACAAUUCUUCUCAUGUACGAGACGAAAACUAUGGGGAUAACGGCGAAAUUACGAAGAAGAGGAAGGCAAACACGAGUAGCUCAAAGAAUCAUCCUUUGAAAUUUCCUAUCCACGCCCAUCUUCUUCCCACACGCGGUCGUCAUCUCUCCGCCGUCCUCCCGAUUAUUGGGGUUGCUGACGAAUAUAAUAUCAUCCCUCUCAUGUCAAGUAUGCUUUACCAACGGCGUGUUUGGCACAUCGACCAACCAAUUAUCGGAAUUAUUUUCCAAGGGACUGGAACUGUUGGCCAAGUCUUAUUUGGUUGGCUGGAUCAUGAUUCUGGGACGAGCGGAGAUUUGCCUGGGGUCCAUAUCGCAUGUGCCAGCCCAAACUCUCAGCCUAAGGCGUCAUUAGGCAUAUUCGAUUUAACCGACCCAGUGGCCGCCAUAUCAUUGGCCCAAUUUGUGCUUGGAUUAUCGUCGUAUUUCAAGGACCUUAUCAACGCCACAUCAGUAACGUCUGUCGAUGCGGAUCCAUCCCUGCACUGGAGAUCAGAUCUCAUCGAUAUCUCCUCUGAAUCAGGAGAACAAUGGAAGGAGCGAGUUUCAAGGUGGGCAUGCGACGUACACGUGUCCACAUGCGCGAGCAGCGAUACUUCCUCUUCUCCUCCCCGUACCCCACCAUUACACGCUACACGUUCUCAGCCUAGCUGCUGGUCCCCAACUAUGUCUUCGAGAAAUCUGCAUACUAUUCACGAGGAAGGACACGAUGAACCCAGAGGCUCCAAGUCUCUUCGAAGCGGUGUCAAACGUGAUGGUACUCAAAGUGACCACAAAGUGAGCAGCGAUAAAAGCUUUUCUGCAAGUCAAUCUUCUGUUGCAAAGCACUCUGUAAGCAAAAAGUCGACAAAAAUGUUAUCAACCUCUAAAGAUAAAAGCCCCGCUGGAAAUCAGCUUUCUGUCGACAAGUACUCCGCAAGCAAAGAGUCGAAAACAAAUGUAUCAAACUCUAGUUUUGCGAUGAAGAGUGAGAAUGGCUUAGAUGAAGAAUUAUCGAUUACGAAUUGGCUUUUUGAUAGAAGAGCUCUCACGAUCGGUAGAAUCUUGUUAGCAGAUCUUGCUCAAGACCCAGAAUCGGAACACAAAGAGAUUAACGAAAAAAUCAAAUUUUACGACGAGACGACUAAAUUUUGCUGGCCAAGCAGCUGGAAAACAUUGAGUGACCUACCUGGAUCAGACCUUAGCAUUGAAGGGCAUCGUAGAAUGCUUUUUGAAAAUUAUAAUAACUAUGUUCAGGCUGGCAACGAGGUUCCAGACCUGGAGACCAAAAUCAUGGAACUCCUCUCCAGUCGGUUCUCCUCUAUGUUGUCAUCUUCCGAUGGUGCAUAUACUCGAGCUCUUGCAGCGGCGAAACGUAAUUCUAAUGAAGCUGAACGCCGCCAUGAUUGGGACAAUCUGUUACUCAAAUUUUUCACGACCUCGAAGUACACUGGUAGCACAAACCGUGAUGUGUUGCUGGAACGUGUUUUAAAUGCACCUCGAAAUAUAGCCCUUGACGCGAUGAGGACUUCUGCUGCUGAUCACGUGCGAGAGCGCUCUAAGCUAGCACGUCAAUAUGAAUCACAUUGCAGGCUAGCAGACUUCAGCGUCGCUUCUCAAGCUCUUCAGGCGCUUAACCAGUCUGCUUCAUUUGUCGAGCAAGUCAAGGGUGAUAUAGAGGCCCGCUUGCUCGAUGCCCUCGAACGUCGCACCAACCAAGAACCAACACGUGGAAAAUGUGAUGCAAUUCUAGUCGUACCCCUUGAAGGCGUCUGCGCUAAGAUCGUUAAAAUCCUUGGCCAGUCCGAAGGCAGGAAGUUCGUGAAAAAUCUUGCUUUGAUAGCACAUCCUGGUGCGGAAAAGUCGGCAUCUGGGACUGGGAAGAACGACAGAGCAAACUCGGACUCAGCUCGACAUCUGACCGUUGAGCCUCAGCCAUCAUCGGUCACGGACAACAGCAAAUCAACUUCCUAUCCCUCCUUGCACAAUGUCUUCACGGCAACUGUUCCGAGACCACCCUCCGAGUCCUCGGAAACCCUGUCGAAAGAUGUCGUUCAGCUUCAGGCAGCCCAGGACGGGGAAAUAGACAAUGAUUUAUUAUUGCCAGUCCUUACCGCGGAGUACAAGAAAAAAGAUGUUACUACGACAUUCAAGGCUUUGAACCAGUCUCGAAUGUAUACGGUUUCAGCACUGUAUUUUCUGAGAUCCUUGGGGAUCGUUGAUUUUCCGCUUUUUGGCCUAGUCACCUCUGGGUCUGAAGGAGCAGUAUCAAUGGCUUGGUACUCGUCCAAGCAACAAGUAAGUAUGUUCAUUGAUAUGCUCAUUGACAUCUUACCAUCCCUCACCAUAGAAAAUUUUUUUAAUGGAGCGGAACCUCCAGUUAUAUGACAUUUCAGACCCGCUCCAAGUUUACGAGUUUUCUGUAGUUCUUCUUCGCAUUGCUGAACAUGGUCAGAAGCUCGAAGUGAAGCUGCAAGAAAUGCUGACCAAAAUUGAUGAGCGAAGCAAAAUUGAUGAGUGAAGCAAAAUUAAAACAUCCAAGCACUGGUCUAAUUUGGCUCAGCCAAAAGAACUGUAGUAUAUCUCAAACCAUGUCUAUAGGCUUGCAUAGCAUCACUGUCACAUUUGUACAUACUCUUGUAUUUGUGGACAUGUCUGAACACCUGCAUAAAAUAUCAGAA
Serpula lacrymans var. lacrymans S7.9 is the source of this 2868-nucleotide messenger RNA. RefSeq lists its product as uncharacterized. The record is from RefSeq and is a predicted model, not a curated record. The transcript is spliced from 10 exons. The coding region runs from base 371 to 2575 and encodes 734 amino acids. Lineage: Eukaryota; Fungi; Basidiomycota; Agaricomycetes; Boletales; Serpulaceae.